GUUAGAUUCGUGUCUAAAACUGAGCUCUCUCAGAGCUUAGGCAAUUUGGGCAGUCCUAUCGGAAUCUCCUCGUGAUACAUGGCGUUAGAUCUCAGGCCAGAUCAAUGUGAGCCGUUUGAUAUUUACCCGGUCGACCUUAGCCCUCGGAUAAAAUUUCAAUUGCAACAAAUUGUAAUAUCCAUACCCCCACCAAGGCAUUUGGGUCAUUUCACCGAGCGGGAUAUAAAAUGGUGGCGGCUCCCGUGAAGAGAACCUAGCCGCCUCCUCCUCCCUCACUCGUGUGCCCUCUUUUCUCAAUCCCCCCUCCCUCGAACCCUAGAUCUCUACUGCCGCCGCCGCCAAUCAGUCUAGAUUUGUAUCUGCGACGCCCACCUCGCCUCAGGUGAGCGGGAUCCGUCGUGCGAAGGCAAAGCUCGACAUAUAGGUCAGUGUGUGUAUGCUGCAGCUCCAAAGGGACGAAUGUCGAGGUAGCCACUGCUCCAGUUGAGGCUAGCACGCCGUAGGACCGACCGAAGGCCUUCUGAUCCAGCAAAACCCCCCCAAACCCCAUAUAACGAGGCCGCGCCAUGGAGUUCCACUUCCGCGCCGGCGAGGAGCGCUGUCCGUCGACGGGGGCCGCGGCUACGUCGGCCAACUCCGAGACAGCAGCCACGCGCGUGAAUGACGGUCUCGUCGGCGGCGACGGUGCGGGGUACCAUGGGGAGAGCUCACCGCCGCCGGCAUCGGAUCCGGACGACCUGCGGCGCCGGGCGGCAAAGGAGAGGAUAAGGGAGCGGAUCCUGCACGAGGAGGCGGAGGCGAUGGCGCUCGAGUUCGAGGUCCGGCGUGAGCUCAUGGAAGAGCGCACCAGUUUGCUCGCGCAGUUGGCCGGCGGGUCGGAAACUAGGGCAGCGCCGGCGGUGCCAUCGCUGAAGACGGCGCCGAUCGAUCACCAGUGUGUGCAGGUUGGAUCCAAAGUAGACGUGUCUGCGGCCAUGGCAGCCAAGCGGAAAACCCCUCAUGCCGCUGCUGCAUCCGUUGUUUCGGCGGCCACAGGCAGCAAGAAGCAGAAGCCUGCUCUGACUUGCACGGUGUGCAACAUCACGGCAACCAGUGAGGUUGCCCUGCAAGAGCACCUCAGAGGGAAGAGCCACGUGAGGAAGGCCGGUAAACCUGCGCAGCCUCACCCAGAGGAGGAUGUGUUCAGCUUGAAGGUAAAUGGGUCGCCAGCCUUACCGGCCAAGGGGAAAAACCCUGGUGUAGUUGUCACUUCGAUGGCUCUCGCUGAAAAAAGUUGCAACAACUUGGGUUUGAACUGCAUGGUCUGCGGCAUCACAGCAAGCAGUCAAAAGAACAUGCAAGAUCACCUCAAAGGGAAAAUUCAUAUGAGGAAGACUGCCAUGCUCGCGCAGCCAUAUCCUAAGGAGAAUGGGGUCUGCUCAAAACCAAAUGCAUCAGCAGCCAUGCUACCGGCCAAGCGGAAGAACUCCGACGUUGUCCCAGCCGCAUCCACCCUUUCAGCAGGGCCAAGCAGAAAGAAUCAGAAGCAGGAUCACCUCAAAGGGAAGGCUCACAUGAAGAUGGCGGCCUCGCUUGCGCCUGGGGAAGCGUGGGAAGAGGCAGAGGUGGAAGGCGGCUACACGCCGUGGAAGUUCGAGAUGGUGACCGGCUCCGGGACAUUGUGCGAGGUGGUGCAGCUGAACGGCUCCAUCCUCUGCGAGGUGUGUGACCAGCAGGCCCCCGACCGCGUCACCAUGAUGUGCCACCUCCAGGGGAGCAAGCACAUCUCCAAGCAGGCCAAGCAGAAGCAAUGCGAAGCCGUCGCUGCUGAUGGCGAUGGGCCAGGAUCAGAAAUGGUGCCCAUGGAGGCCAAUGGCGUGGGCCGGGUGGACGGUGGCUCCCUGCUGUGCGAGCUCUGCAACGUGAAGGUGGCGUCAGAGUGCGACAUGGAGUCUCACCUGUCCGGAAGGAAGCACACCAACAAGGCGAAGGUGGCUGCAGUUGGUGUAGGUGCAUGUGGCAACGGGUCUGGGUCAGAAACUGUGCCCAUGGAGGCCAACGGCGUGCGCCGGCUGGACGGCGGCAUCCUGCUGUGCGAGCUCCGCGACGUCAAGGCCCCAUCGGAGUGCGUCAUGCGGACUCACCUGUCCGGCCAGAAGCACACCAACAAACUGAAGGCCGCCACUGACGCCAGUGCAGGACAGGAGGUGAAGAAGGCUGCCGCCGCCGCCGCCACGAUCGGCAGCCCAUCCAAGGAAGCCGCCUCCAUCGUCGUCAAUGGCAGUGAUGACUCGGUGAAGAAACCAGCAGCGGGAGAGAUGGAGGUAGCUGUGUCAUCGGCAGGACAGGGGGUGAAGAAGGCUGCCGCUGCCGCCCCCACGAUUGGCAGCCCUUCCAAGGAAACCGCCUCCAUCAUCGUUAAUGGCAGCGAUGACUCAUUGAAGAAACCAGCAGCGGGAGAGAUGGAGGUAGCUGUGUCAUCGGCAGGACAGGGGGUGAAGAAGGCCGCCGCCGCCGCCGCCACGAUCGGCAGCCCAUCCAAGGAAACCGCCUCCAUCGUCGUCAUUGGCAGCGAUGACUCAUUGAAGAAACCAGCAGCGGGAGAGAUGGAGGUGGCUGUGUCAUCAGCAGGACAGGGGGUGAAGAAGGCCGCCGCCGCCGCCACGAUCGGCAGCUCAUCCAAGGAAGCCGCCUCCAUCGUUGUUAACGGCAGCGAUGACUCCGUGAAGAAACCAGCAGCGGGAGAGAUGGAGGUGGCUGUGUCAUCAGCAGGACAGGGGGUGAAGAAGGCCGCCGCCGCCGCCAUGAUUGGCAGCUCAUCCAAGGAAGCCGCCUCCAUCGUUGUUAACGGCAGCGAUGACUCCGUGAAGAAACCAGCAGCGGGAGAGAUGGAGGUGGUAGUGUCAUCGGCAGCGCCUCAAUUGGAUGUCGCCGCCCAGGUCUGCGCCCGUGUCUCCUCCGUGGCGCCCAUGGAAGUAGACGAAGGUGCUGCCAAAGCUGAACAAGAGAAAGCUGAUGCGGAUGAAGAGGGAGCCGUGGAGAUCGACGGAGGCUCCGCCGUGACCGGCGAGAAGUAUUACAUCAAGGCGGAGGGCAAGCUGUUCGUCACGCUGCGCCAGGCGGACGACAGCCUCUCGUGCGGCCUGUGUGCCGUGCACGGCUGUGACAAGCGCGGCAUGAUCAAUCACAUCUACACAAGGGACCACUGGCGCAGAGCCCGUAUCGCCGAGGAGAAGAAGCGGGCGGUGAACAACGACGGCACUGGCGCCGGCAUCCCGGUCACCGACGGAGUGGCUCAGGUCGACAACUGACGGCAGCCGUGUGUGAAUUUGGGACGGCGAUGUGUGCUGAAGUUUGUUGUGAUGUACUACCUUUAUGUGUGUAUGAACCUGUUGAGACUGUAUGUGUGUAUGGACCUGUUGAGACUCCAGUACAAUUGUUGAACCCUCGUGUGGGUUAAGUCUCAAGUGUGAGUGAACUUGGAACUAUCUGAGCAUUUUCUGCCAGUACAACUUGUUUUAGACUUCAGUACAAUUUCUUUCCAACUAUUUUCUGCCUGCAUCUUUUGGUAGUACUCCCUCCGUCCCAUAAUAUAAGAACAUUUUUGACACUAGUGCCCUCCGUCCCAUAAUAUAAGAACAUUUUUGACACUACACUAGUGUCAAAAACGUUCUUAUAUUAUGGGACGGAGGGAGUAACUUGUUUUCAAAUCAGCCAUACCAGCAAACGAUGCCUGGAGAAGAUCGCUCCCAGCCACACCAUUAUCAUGAUAACAGCAGUUUGAUCAAUAAUCUGGCUGCUGAUACAGCGCCCAUCAGGAGAAGGGAGAACUUCAAAACAGCAGGGUUACAAAGGCAGGCAUGCAAAAGGAUGUACUCCCUCCAUUCCUAAAUAUAAGUCUUUGUAGAGAAUUCGCUAUGGACGACAUGCAGAUGUAUGUGGAUGCAUUUUAGAGUGUAGAUUCAGUCA
Messenger RNA from Triticum urartu, 3948 nucleotides. The record is from RefSeq and is a predicted model, not a curated record. NCBI's taxonomy places the organism in Eukaryota, Viridiplantae, Streptophyta, Magnoliopsida, Poales, Poaceae.